GCCCGUGGGGAAGCACACACACACAGCACAGCAGCAGCACCGACUAAAAUUUGCAUUAAACAUUUGGGUGUUUUUUAAAAGUCCAAACCCGUGGCACCAUUCAAAACUAACCCAAAACUAGCCAUGACGGGUUUGGACUUUUAAAACCUGCCACUACUAUAGUUCAAAACCCUGACCUCUGCUCUGUGUGUGCGACUUCCUGUUCCUGACUUCCGGCGCUUUGUAGAGGAACAGCGUCGGGAGCUUUACGGGUCCUUUAAAUUCGAGCAUGGUGCAGCGCUACUCAUAGAAGGGCUUGCUGCAAGAGAGUGUGGUUGGAUGGUUGCCCUUGUGACUUUGUAAAAAAAAAUCAAUACAAUGGAUUUUGGGAGCUGGAAUGUAUGUGAGCAAACUGUGGUGCUACAGGGUGCAUUCCUAUUGGCUGAAAAACUUUGCCAUCCGAAAACAUUGCUGGAGACGAGGAAGUCUGACUGGCCCUUUAUUGAAAAGCCAAUCACAGACGCCUUCAAGGAAAUCUGCUCAGGUCUUUCAUCUAAAAGUCAAGGAUGGCGGAAAAGAGCCAUUGCUAUACUUUGGGCCAGAGCACUCUGUUGCACGCCAGAUCUGACUCCAAUUCCACACUUGGACAUGGAGAGGAAAUGGAAAGAGGAUGUUUUCUUUCCAGUGGAAAACAUGAUCCCAAAAAUAAGUCAUGCUGUACUCUUUGAACUGCUAAAAACAAUGAAAGCAGCAGACAUUUGUGCAGAAUUGCUGUUGGCACUUCCAGUUGGCCUUUGGGCUGAAGGGGCCACCUUAAUACUUCAGCAUAUUUGCGAGGAGACUUCAGUAGAGGAUGUUGAAUUUUUUUUAGAUGUCUGGUGGGAAGUAAUGAAAAGCAACAAGGAUGAGCAGAAUGAAACUGUUGAGUUAUUUUCCUCUGUGGUUUCUCAGUACUUACCAAACGCUAGUGAUGACCCAUACCAGAGCGCCAAGAGAUUUAAAUCCGAUCCUGAACAGACUUUAAAUCAGGCUGAUAAUAUCCUUACUGUAUUUCUAGAGGGGCUUCACAAAAUGAAACAGUGUGUUGCUACCAAUAAGUUGAAGUGCUUUACUAUUGCAAAUCUAUCUGAAAUGUUGUGCUCCUCAGCCUUUCUAGAGAAGGAUUCUGAGCUUGUGCCCAUAAAGUCCUAUUUAGAACAAUUUGCCACGGUGCUUUCUUUCUGUGAAAAUAGAUCCAACGAUCUGGAAACGAUUAAAGUAGCAGAAAAGAUGGUGCAGAGUGGAAGUACUUCUUCAAGAUUCCGCUUACUACGUGGUGCUCAGCAUUUUGGUUUAAGCCUUCUUAAAGACCUUCUUUUUCAGUGGGGGGAGGAGUUAAUUCAUGAUUUGACUAACCGCAAAGAGAUUGGCUAUGAAUGCUACAGGAUGAGAAACAGCCUUGCAUCUUUGCAUAAAAUCUUGAGAACUUUAGGAGAUGCUGGUAGCUAUCCUGAAGAACAAAGAGGUGAUGUACUGGAACUGGCACACUGCAUUACUAGCUUUCAGGAGAAAACUGCCCAGGUUCAGCAGGGAUGUCCUACCAACGCUAAUGAAAUGAUAGCUUUAAUUGCUAUGAAAAUUAUUGAGAAUAAAAUGGACCGUUUCAAAGAGGUCUGUUCAGUCUUUGCCUCGGAAGUAACAUGGGCCUUUUCAAAUGAAUGGUUAAAUUGCCUUGAGAAGAACAAAGACCAUUUUCAGGACCCUGCUAUGGUAUUAAAACUGCUGGGUCUCAUAGUAAAAGUUACUGCUUUACAAAGCAAUGUGGAUAUUGGGGCAAUACGAAAAGGUGCUGAUAUCACGUUAAGCCUGUUUUCAGAACUUUCCCUGGCUGAGAAGAAUGAAGUGCUGCAAGACGUUUUAUCUUCAUGGGGCAGAAAGGGUCUCUCUCCAUCUAUCAAAGCAUUUACAGACUCUUUCCAAGAUGAACUUAAUAUAACAUUCAAUCAGAUUUCCCAAAGCCUUUCUGAUUUCAGUGCUGCUCAGGCGGUGUCAAAGGUGUCUAAACUGGCUUUACUCAACCCGCAAGCAGUCGUAAAGAAAGCCUGUCAUUUUGCAGUGGUCAAUGUUGGUGCCCAUACAUUUUUAGCCAAGAUAUUAAGCUCUCUUCCAGCCUUAUGCUUUAAGUGCUCUAGCAAUUCCGAAAAAACAGUCUCUCUGUUGUCCGAGUGCCUGGUGGAAACCUGUUGGGGUAAGUUGUCUUCUGAUAAGGAAGAGAGACAGUUUUUGGCCUUACUGACCUUUCUGAUGGAAUCUUCAGAAACAAGUGAUAAUGAUGUUCCUGUCCAACUUCUCCAGCCGGCUGAAGUCGUACAAACAUUUGUCCUGCCAUAUAUUUUUGACGAAUUUGCUAAUGUUGCAUUAUGCUUGCACAUACUUCACAAGGCUCUUUAUGUCCAGAAUCCAAAGGAUGAUUCUGGAAGACACUGGGUUCUAUCCUGCUCCCCGUUUCCACUCAUUAUGUCAUUAUGUAAGCUUCUUAAUUCCUACACAAAAUGCUGGCAGCAUUCUGAGAAAUCACAUUGCCUUACACUGGGCUCCAAAGAGUUAAUCAUUGACAUUCUUACACUGAUCAGUAAUGCUGUCGUGCCAGAGGCUGGAAACAACCCAGAAACGUGGAACAAGUCACUCUUUUGGUUGCACAGAAAAAUGGAAAACGUGGAUUGGGUUGUAUGUCUGAGGCUAAAAACAAUAUUUGGAAAACAUUUUAAAAAUGAAGUCCCGUCUCCAUUAUUCGAUGUAUGCAAACUGUCUGAGAGGGAAUGGUCUCCUCUUCAACUACCUGAGUAUGGACCAGGCACAGGACUUAUGGCAUGGUUGGAAUGUUGCUGCAUCUCGGCAGAAAUGAAAGAUCAAAUGCUUUCUCUUCUCUCUGUCAACAGCAAAGAUCCAGAGGAGGUCAACUUUUUUAGUAAAGGGUUCCUGGUGGCAAUGAUCCAAGUUCUACCAUUUUGCAGCUCAACAGAAUUCAAGCUUGUUGCUGAGGUAGUGAGACAUCUCCUAAAAAGACAACUCCUUCAUGUACCCUACACACUGGAAUACGUGCAGCAUAUGCCACUUUUGAAUCUCCGACCAUUUGCCUAUAAUCUCCAAUUCUCUGUUCUUCUUCUCAGAGGUUUUCAGCUUCUUUGUAGUUCUAGCUGUUCUGAUUGGCUGCCUCUUGAGGGGCACAAACAUAUUGCAAGGCUUUAUUCUAACUGCAUAUCUGAUAUAUUAGAGGCUGUCAAGCAGCAGGUAUCGGGAAAUAAAACGGAGACUCAGGCAGAAAGGAAAGAACUGGAUUGCGUUCAGGAGGCUUCGUUUAUCUACACACAAGUAUUCUGCCAUGUUCUUCAUAUUAUAGCAAUGAUGCCCAAUAAUACAUGUGAGCCACUUUAUGUACUUUCACUUGAGAUUCUGUCUCUGUAUGAGACUCUAAGGGCAAGUGACACAUCAACAAACAGUUUGCUCAGAAGAGCUAAUGAGAGGCAUUUCUUAAAAUCCAUCACUGAGAAUGUAAGUGAUGAGCACCAUCGCACCACUCUGAUGCAGAAAAUUCAGAAAUUGUAGUAAAAAAAUCACUGUAGAAAUCUCUAAAACAAAGACAGUCUGUUUACAUGAGACAUUUUUUUGGCCAUAUAUAAUAGGGCAGUACAUAAAUUAAAUAUAUCUCUAUCAAUCUAUCUAUCAUCUAUAUCAGGGGUCCCCAACCUUUUCUACUUGUGAGCCACAUUUAAAUGUAAAAAAGAGUUGGAGAGCAACACAAGCAUGAAAAUGUAC
Xenopus laevis (African clawed frog) is the source of this 3774-nucleotide messenger RNA. It is a transcript of the gene gemin4.L, whose product is annotated as gem nuclear organelle associated protein 4 L homeolog. Gene Ontology annotation, biological process: rRNA processing; spliceosomal snRNP assembly. Lineage: Eukaryota; Metazoa; Chordata; Amphibia; Anura; Pipidae. The transcript is spliced from 3 exons. The coding region runs from base 358 to 3564 and encodes 1068 amino acids. Gene Ontology annotation, cellular component: SMN complex. The record is from RefSeq and is a predicted model, not a curated record.